GAGGUCCGAGCCUCCGCUUGACCCACCUCGAGAUUACGAUCGGCUUUUCCCCAAGUAAAUCGUCCUACAAACUCCCUACAACCUACUUUUGGCCACCUUGAGUGGCAACACUGGCGUGACGUCACUACCGGAACAGGCACCAACGCGCGCCGGCUAGCUGCUUGUUCAGUACGCUUUGACUUUUCCCCAAGUAACGACGUGUGUUCGUUCGCAAAGCAAAUAUAAAAAGUGAACUAUCAACGUUUAGUUCUACAAGUGAAAGACUAAGGGAAUAUGCCGACAAUCCGAGAGGUCCUUCUACUCACGGGUACCACAGCCUCCACCUCAAAGGACCCGAUCGAUAAGCUGCAUGACGCCAUUCUGCCGUUCAUGCCGUUAGACUGGAAGGACUGGCAAAUAGAAGAUGUCAAUAUUCAGGAGCUCAUUGGUGAUCCACCCGAUCCUAAAAUAAUCAACAAACUGCGCUAUGCGAUCCCGACGGCAGACAUAGCAGCAGCUUUCAGUCUGAAGGAGCUAUCCGAAAAAACAUACAAAAGCAUAAAAUUAAAGAUGCUUGAAUGGCCUUUCACCAGAGCCCUAAUUUAUGCUCCCUAUUCAUUGGCUGUUAAAAUACACGGCAACAACGUGGAAAAUGUUCUGAAUGCAAUCAGAAUGAUGAAACCACAUCUUCGUAGCAGAGAAGAAACCGAUAAUUUCUUAAAAGGGCGCUCUCCGUCCCGAGCCUCAAAACGAGCUCCAAGCACUCCAACUCGAUCCCCAAUCAGAUCGAAGAGAUUGAGGACCCCUGAGACCACAGAGAAGACACAGAGCACCAGGAUGGAUCCCAUCGCCGCUGCGCUCGAGAAGCAAACGGAAAUGUUCAGCGCCCUAAUGCAACAAAUGUUGGCUGCCUCCAACAACACUACCGAGCGCGUAGUACAAGCUGUAAAUGCGGUUAAAGAAAGAACCGAUCGGAUCCAAGUAAGCGACGACGUUCAAAUGGCUGAUCAGACUAUCGCCGAAGCGGACUCGUCUUACUCAGAUAUAGACAUAGGGUCAGACAAUGAGAGCGAGGAGGGCCAAGAGGAACAAAUAAGCCCAUCAGCGCCAGUACCAAUAUGGAAUGAUAAGACAGAAGCUAUUGCUGGUCUUUGUUUUGAUACGAUCACUACUGAAGCUGAACCUCCUGUCCCAGCGGCAGAUGCAGACAUGGUGGCAAAAGGGGCUAAAUGCCAGCGUCUUGGCUCUGACACAUGGAAUAAUCUGCGUUACAAAGAUGCAGAAAAAACGCUACAUGGGACUCCGGUUUUUACUGCACUUAAAAUCAACCCUCAACUAAGCAAAAUCACGCCAAGAUGGUGCAACCCAGAUAUACUCCUGAAAAUCGAUAAAACCCUAGGAGUGCUCACACAUGCUUUUCUGUUGGAGAGACGAGCCUUAGAGGAUGGUCUUCAACAAAUAGCAAGAGAGGUGAAUGACCCUCUGGUUAUCAAAUCAAUACACCAGAAUGUGCUCUCAAAAGAGUCCGGGUACAGGCGUAUCUCCGACCAGGCGCUACAAUACGUCUGUGGCCGGCGCUCCGAAGUAAUAUCGGCCAGAAGAGCGUUCUACUCGUCGUCAGAUAUGGCAUGUGACACUGUCAUGCAGAACAUUCCGCCUUCUAAGACACACUUGUUUGACGAAGCAAUGCUUUCAGAAGCUUUCAAGCAAUAUGGCGGAUAUGAAAAGUUUUUUCCCCCGAAGAAACCUGAGUUCAAAAACAAAAUGCAAAACAAAACUCCCAACGCUCCCAACUUCAAUAGGACAAGACAACCUCGACGAGCCCAAGGGCCAGCCAAAUCCUCUAGCCAUCAAAAGAAUCGUGCCAAGGACGCUCACAGCUCGAAGAAGGACUUCCAGAAAGCGCCCCACGCGAGCUGCGCAUAGUAAAAAAUAUUGACAGUCAGUUUCGAGCCGGGGUACUACGUCUAAGGGUAAAUCAGUGGAGAAAAUUGUGAGCAAAU
This is a messenger RNA of Cydia pomonella (codling moth), 1982 nucleotides long. RefSeq lists its product as uncharacterized. The coding region runs from base 274 to 1905 and encodes 543 amino acids. The transcript has 2 exons. The record is from RefSeq and is a predicted model, not a curated record. Lineage: Eukaryota; Metazoa; Arthropoda; Insecta; Lepidoptera; Tortricidae.